AUAAAACGGCAGCUUAACUCCGCCACUCACCCACGACGACGACCAUCACUUGCUCAUUCUGCGAAGCAUCUGACCAGCACGCAGCAUGGACCCUUGCGACUGCUCCAAGACUGGAACCUGCAAAUGCGCCGGAUCUUGUACAUGCACCAACUGCUCCUGCACCACUUGCAAGAAGAGCUGCUGCUCUUGUUGCCCCGCCGGAUGCAGCAAGUGUGCAUCGGGCUGCGUGUGCAAAGGGAAGACGUGUGACACGAGCUGCUGUCAGUGAGGAGCUUCUGCCUUCAUCUGGAUGCAACCGUCAUUUGAUUCGCUGAUUUGAUGGGCACCUGCCCUGUCUGUCAUGUAUUUUGUAUUUGAUCAGGACUGAAAUAAAUGCUUUCCUUAAUGUGAA
Molecule: messenger RNA, 391 nt
Organism: Phycodurus eques (leafy seadragon)
Lineage: Eukaryota; Metazoa; Chordata; Actinopteri; Syngnathiformes; Syngnathidae
Gene: mt2
Product: metallothionein 2
Exons: 3
Coding region: 86-268 (60 amino acids)
Molecular function (GO): metal ion binding
Source: RefSeq, a predicted model, not a curated record